Messenger RNA from Cladophialophora yegresii CBS 114405, 1611 nucleotides. RefSeq lists its product as uncharacterized. The record is from RefSeq and is a predicted model, not a curated record. Lineage: Eukaryota; Fungi; Ascomycota; Eurotiomycetes; Chaetothyriales; Herpotrichiellaceae. The transcript has 4 exons. The coding region runs from base 1 to 1611 and encodes 536 amino acids.
AUGGGCACAGCGACCGCAACCCCAAUCGGCCUGAACCUUACCACCGAGUUCAGCUCCAGCUACAGGGAGUUCGAAUCUUUUCCAGAGAACCUCUUCGACCGGCAUUCUUAUGCGCCGACUCUUCGAGCAUACAAGCGCCGACUGGAUUCUGCUUCUGCCCAGCUACUUGUGCAGCAUGAAGAUGUUGCAGACGUCCCCUUCAGAGACCUGGACGGCACUGGAGCAGUGCUCGCCCGCAAGAAUAUCUUCAGCGACCACAGACUUCGAGAGCACCUGGGAGACAAUGCAGUGGAGGGUCCCUUGAGCUCGAGUUCGGUUUCGGGAGCGUAUGCGACCAAACCUGACCCACAGUGUCGGUUCAUCUUCUUCUGGGCUAAGCACUCGAGGGCGCCUCUCAAGCUAACACGCCGGAUGUUGAUGCGGAUAAUGAGCUAUCACCAGGUCAUGCCACGAUACCUCGAGUUCCUCUUUCUCUUCGGCCAACGGGCCAUACCACACGACCUCCGCUACAGUGGGUUCCGCGAGCAGACCAGCCUGGAACUCCCAGCGCCGGGUCAGAAACUUCCCGAACUGCGGAGAAGCGGGAAACACUACCAACUCUGCUACAAUCUCAAGUCUGUUGGAUGCUCGUCACCACCGGACACUGCUUUGAUGCAUCAGCAAUGGUCCAUUCGUCACGCCGCUAUAUAUCACCAAUUAGACGUCGAGUUUGGCACGACUCUGUGGAUCAUCACAAAGGGUGACCUGGGCUUGAAAGAAGAUGUGCAGGAUAUCACCGGCCCCAACGGUCGGCUGGAGGAUAAGUCGUUCGGGACAGCCCAGGAGGCUUUCCGGGCCAGCCUGCCGAUCCACGCGCUUUUUGCACACUGGGCAACCAACGACUGGCGCUGGUAUAUGCAAUGGCUAGAGGACAGCGUGGACAAGGAAACGCAAGCCACCAUCUUCGAGGACAGGGACGAGAAACUGCUGAGCACUGUAUACACGCCCAGGGACUUACAGCGCAUCCAAAUCUGGGAAGAAAAAGCCAACGAGGCGAUUACCACCCUUGAAUCCAACGCCAGCGUGCUCGGUGCUAUUCUUGACUACUACCUGGCUUUGGCGGACAAUGCGAAAUUUCCCCUGAGAAGCAGCAACGCCGACGACAUCAAAAUGUUUGCCGCACAAAUAAAGGACCUCAUCGCAGACAGUAACAUGCAGAAAAACCGGGCAAAGCUCCUUGUCAACAUCGCCUCGCAGAGGAAGACUUUGAUCCUCCAAUACCUGCAAUCACAGGCCUCGGAGAAGAUGGAGACCUUGACGAUGAUGGCGCAGAAAGAGGCCGUGGCCAUGCGCAUCGUCACGGUCGUCACGCUGAUCUACCUGCCCGCGACAUUUGUAUCCACUUUCUUCAGCACCGACGUCGUCAAGUACCAGAACGGAAGCGGCACAGAUCCCACCGCCGGUGGCACAAGCUAUUCGUCCGUCGCAAUGGCUAGAUGGCUCGAAGUGACCUUGCCGCUUACGGUCGUGACGUUCCUGCUUUCAUGGCUCACUUAUACCAAGGCAAAGAAAAACAUCGGCGUCCAGGCGCUUGCCAAGGGGAUUUUCGGCCACACGCAUACGUACCCUUGA